AUGCCGACUGGGAGCUGCUGGUGUGGCAACGUUAAAUAUGAGUUUGCUGGGGGCUCUACGCCUGUGGCGUUAUGUCACUGCUUAUCAUGCCAAAAGAUAAGUGGCGGAACCAAUACAGCUAAUAUUCCUGUGGCACGCGAGAAGCUCACCGUGACUUCUGGUACACCGAAAUCUCAUACUCAAAAACAUGAAGAUGGAUUUGAUUUGACGGUAUUCUUUUGUGGUGAUUGCGGUAGCGCUAUUUACAAACAUGCUGAUGGAGACAUGUUUGAAAAUGUUUCUUUGGUUCAAUCAGGAACACUAGAUGGACCUGCCCGGGACAAGAUUAGCACACCAUCAUCGGAGUUGAAUGUGAAACUCAGGGCAUCUUGGUUAGCAGAAGUCAGCGCCGCUGUUCAAAAACAAGGAUUUGUAUGA
Molecule: messenger RNA, 417 nt
Organism: Trichoderma atroviride IMI 206040
Lineage: Eukaryota; Fungi; Ascomycota; Sordariomycetes; Hypocreales; Hypocreaceae
Source: RefSeq, a predicted model, not a curated record